UUUUUAUUUUAGGGGUGAGAUUUCCCAAAUGAUCUUUCCCCUGAUUUCUUUAUCAACAUUUGAGUGGGGGCCAGCAACUACAGGAGGUGCCUGUCAGCUUGGGUUGGCUGGGGAGAGUGCUGCGGGCCCAGAUUUAGCUCUGGGGGCAGCUGAAGCCCGGAAGGGAAGGGGGAGGUCUCUGAUCUUCUCCCAGAGGAGUCUGUGUGUUUUCCUAAAGGGGGGGUUGUGUGAAGACCUGCCUGUUCAGGGGAUUGAGGGAUCACAGGAGGAGUUGAUGGUGGCUCAGCAGGGUGAGGCUUCUGUUGGGCCAGGGGAAGAUGAGCUUUCGCUUGCAGAAAGUCAUAAGGAAGAGGAUCCUUAUGGUGAGGUUGGCCAGCAGGUUGCUGUGCCUGAAGGGGGUAAAAGUGACUUGGGGAUAGAAGGAUCCUGUGAGGAGCAAAGGAAUUCAAUAGCUAUUGUGAGCAGGGGAGCAACAUCCAGGCAGGCCUAUGUCUGUGUGGGAGGGAGUUCACAACCUAAACCCACAGGGCAUGGGGGAGGGGCAAGACUUGUGGUUGCCCAGGAAGGUUGCAACUUUUUAAAUCUAAGAAGCCAGAACUGUCAAUGUACACUUGGGGUGGAUUUGUUCCUACUGCUUAUGUUAACUUGCAUAACCACUGAACUGCUGUUACUAAGACUGGUAACAAUGUCCAUUGUGCAUGAUUUUGUACCAUAACCCUGGAAACUGUUAAGAGAUGUACCCAAUGACACACUGUAUGUUCAAAAGCUUUGUGACACUGGUAUUUCACUGUUAAUACUUGUAAUUAGUAUUGGAGCUUCUCACCUGAGAAGGGGAAUCCCAAAAUUGGUGUGCUAUGUAAAAAGGGAAACUGAGGCACGACUACAUUUUCUUUUCAUAGCUAAGUGCCAAGAGGCCUACGUUAUGGGGAACAAGGAGACCUACAUUGUACUGGUGUUAAUUGGAUUUCAGACCAUUGCCAAAGUGGGCAUGGGUAAAUUUAAUAUUUUCACUAAUGGGUGUUGGGUCCAAAUGCUGAGCAAAGGGGCCCAUGUAAGGUGUCGAAUGAAAGCUUCUCCUCUGCUGAUGCUAUAUAUGAUACUUGUGUACAUGUAUGGUGUUGUAUAUGAAGUUAUGGAAUGGACUCUGUUCUUGGAUGUUAAAAAUUUUUCCGUCUGGAAGGAAGCAAUGGAAAUGGACUGCUUGCCUGUGACCAGCUCCAGUUGGAAGAUGCAAGAAACAGCAAAGGGCCCUUUGGGGCUGACACUAAAGACUGCUAAGCUAGAAGUUGUACUAUCUUUGCUAACCGCCUGCAUCAAGCACUCGGUGACUGAUGUAUGACAAGUGUUCUCAUUAACAAUCUUACUCUCAACAUUUUAUUUCUUGUAUUAAUAUCUCUUUAGAGUUUAGAUUCUAAAGGAUUGGCCCAGCGUGAUCUUGUGGGUAAGAUCUAAAGUGAAAAUUGGCCUGGAACUGUGGCUGAGUCCUUUGGACCAGGAGGAUCGGUUUGGAGUUGAAAACCAGUGGACUCAGCAUUCCCCUCUUCCUUUGGAAGACAGAGUGACUUGAUUGUGGUACUCUGGAGUUCAGUCAGGCUUUGGGAUCAAGAUGGGUUCCUAUCUUGUUAAUGCAACAUUCCAAUCCAAAAUAACAGAAGGGGCAGAUAUUAUUGUUGGAAUGCUUUACGCAGUGUUUGGAGUUUGCUCCUUGUGUGGAAACAGUAUUCUUCUGUAUGUUUCCUAUAAGAAAAAGAAUUUGCUAAAACCAGCAGAAUUCUUCAUAAUCAACCUUGCCAUCAGUGACCUUGGUAUGACUCUGACCUUGUACCCUCUAGCUGUUACAUCCAGCCUUUCUCACAGGUGGCUGUACGGUAAACAAGUUUGCUUGUUCUAUGCAUUUUGUGGUGUACUUUUUGGGAUCUGCAGUUUGACAACAUUAACAUUACUUAGCACUGUGUGCUGCCUCAAAAUUUGUUUCCCAGCUUAUGGAAACAGAUUUACACGACAACAUGGAUGGAUCUUGAUAGCCUGCGCUUGGGCCUAUGCAGCAAUUUUUGCCUGCUCACCUCUAGCUCACUGGGGAAAAUAUGGAGCAGAACCCUAUGGGACAGCAUGUUGCAUUGACUGGCAUUUCUCAAAUGCAAACACAGUGGCAAUGUCUUACACCGUGGCUCUCUUUGUCUUCUGCUUUAUCCUCCCCUGUGGGGUAAUUGUUACGUCCUAUACCCUCAUUCUGAUAACUGUCAAAGAAUCCAGAAAAGCAGUGGAACAGCAUGUCUCAGGUCCCACCAGGAUGAGCAACGUGCAGGCUAUUACAGUCAAGAUGAGCAUUGCUGUCUGCAUUGGAUUUUUUGCUGCCUGGAGCCCAUAUGCCAUCAUAGCCAUGUGGGCAACCUUUGGAUCCAUAGAAGAGAUUCCUCCACUAGCUUUUGCAGUGCCAGCUGUCUUUGCAAAGUCCUCCACACUCUACAACCCUAUAACCUGUCUUCUUCUGAAGCCCAAUUUCCGGAACACCCUUGCCAAAGAUUUUGGAGUUCUCCAGCAAUUGUGCAUCAGGACUUGUUUUUGCCUCAGGAUCCUGCAGAGCUGCAGUUACAGGUCAGUUCUGGAAAUCAGCCUGAAAUCAUUGAAAGGGAGAAAUGAGUCCAGCUGUAACUCAGUGCAGACUGUGGAAGGAUGUUCUUACUUCCCAUGUGAAAAGUGCAAUGAUGCUUUUGAAUGCUUUAAGAACUAUCCAAAAUGCUGCCAGGAGAGGGUAAGCACUAUGGAAUGCACUCAGGAAAGUGUGUCUCUGGAGAGUAACCUCCAAGCAACACAGAAGCAAGGUGCCAAGAAAUCCGUAAAGGUGGUUGUUCAAGGAGAAAAAAGGUCUCAAAAUGAUAACCUUGAAAUCACCUUGGAAACAAUGCCUACAUGCAGCAGAUUUGCAAACCUCUAGGGUUUGGUCUGGAGGAUUUCAGUUAAGAAACAGUAAUUUAAUGGUACCAGACUUCUGAAUGUAACCUUUUCUAAACAGCCCACCCACUGCUCGUUUUCUAUACACCUUUCCUGGUUUUCUCAAUUGCCCUUUGAUAGAAUACCUAAUGCAGCAUAAGUGUGUUUGACUUCCAAAACACAGACUUCAGUAACUAUCUUGUGGUAGCUGCGGCGAGGAGUCCUGUGGCACCUUAUAGACUGACUGAAGUGUUGGAGCAUAAGCUUUCGUGGGCAAAGACCAACUACAGUGGUAGCUGUAUUCAAACAGUGCUAUUGCAAUCAAUUUCCUUCCCACUUGGAGUUUUGGAGCUCUUGUUUACUUUGUUUUUGAGGAAACAGGCCCCUUGAUACUAUGGAGACAUUUCUGUAAGAUGUUAUUACUCUUUCUCAACAUUGUAUGUUUUAUAUUCUGUACAUUCAAGACAAAUAGCAGAUUGCAUAUAAGAAUUUUUUAAAUGACAACCUCAUGCUGUUUUAACUGUUUUAGAAGUUAAAAGACAGAUGGUGUAUCAAACUCCACUUCUCCAAAAAAAGCUGUGGAGAAUAAACUGCUUUCAACAAAAGAUAAUUUUGUUCCUGACCAUGAAGAGACAGAGGCAAUUUCUGCUCCAAUUUACAUUGAAAUAAAAUAAAGAAUACAUAUAAACAGAUAUAGUCCAUAUUUAACCUGGUUUAACUAUAAGAAGAAUUUGACUCAGAAAUGUCAAAACAUUCGUCCCAUGUUCCUAAUAAGGGCCCUGAAAUAAUUGGGGUGAAGAAAAGGAAUUGAGAGGCUACAAAGAGCAAGAAUUUGGAUAACUUGGUAAGCUGGGCUCCAACAAACAAUGAGUUUUAAUACAGUGAAAUGGAAGUGUGCUUUUCUAGGAACAAAGAAUGCAGGCCAUACUUAUGGAUGGAGAAACAUCCUGGGAAGCAGUGACUGAGGAAAAAAUUGUGGGGGUUAUGGUGGCUAAUCAGUUGAACAUGAACUCCCGGGACAUAGCCGUUGCCAAAAAGGUCCUUGAAUGCAUAAACAGACAAAUGUUGAGCUGCAGUAGGAGGUUAUUUGACUUCUGUCUUUGGCACUAGCAUGACCAUAGAAUAUCAUGUCUACAAUUCAAGAAAGAUGUUCAUAAAUUGGGGAGGUUUCAGAGAAGAGCCAUGAGAAUGAUU
Pelodiscus sinensis (Chinese soft-shelled turtle) is the source of this 4125-nucleotide messenger RNA. NCBI's taxonomy places the organism in Eukaryota, Metazoa, Chordata, Testudines, Trionychidae. The record is from RefSeq and is a predicted model, not a curated record.